GAACUAUUUUCAAAAUUCUAUUAAUAGAAUCCCGACGUUCCAAAAGGGCGCGCAGGGCGCAACGAUUCUUCUCCUAUCAGACACGGUUCCCAUCCUUCGCCAUUUUCUCCUCCCCUUCUCUUCAUCCUUCUCAAUAUCUGCAAGAAUGGCUUUAACUGAAAACCCAUCACGGCAGUCUUUGAUCCCGAGUUUCCUCUACGCCUCCAAGAAGACGAUGAGUUCGGAGCCGAAUAAUAUGCCGGAUUUGAAGAUUACUCCAUUUGCCUCGCUGGAUUCACCGGCGACGGUCGGGAUUCAGCGGAAUUUUGUGAUUCCAGCGCCGAAAGAGAGCAAUAUAGAGAUGUUCUCGCCGGCGUAUUACGCGGCGUGCACCAUCGGAGGAAUGUUGAGCUGUGGUCCUACUCACAUGGCCGUCACGCCACUUGAUAUUGUCAAGUGUAACAUGCAGAUUGAUCCCACAAAGUACAAGAACAUUAGCUCUGGCUUUGGAAUUCUGCUCAAGGAGCAGGGAAUCAAGGGUCUGUUCAAGGGGUGGGCGCCAACACUGCUUGGGUACAGUGCUCAGGGAGCGUGCAAGUACGGAUUAUACGAGUAUUUCAAGAAGUAUUAUACCGACAUUGCUGGUCCUGAGUAUGCUGCAAAAUACAAAACCUUAAUCUACCUUGCAGGAUCUGCGUCCGCUGAAGUGGUUGCUGAUGUUGCCCUUUGUCCUUUUGAGGCCGUUAAGGUCCGUGUCCAGACGCAACCUGGUUUUGCAAGAGGUUUGGCCGAUGGACUUCCUAAGAUUGUCAAGGCUGAAGGAGCUAAAGGGCUUUACAAAGGGUUAGUUCCGCUUUGGGGACGACAGAUUCCUUAUACGAUGAUGAAGUUCGCCACUUUUGAGAACAUCGUUGAAGGUUUAUACAAAUACGCCAUUCCAACUCCAAAAGGAGAGUGCAGCAAAACAUUGCAGCUCGGUGUUAGUUUCACCGGUGGCUACAUAGCUGGAGUGUUAUGCGCCAUUGUUUCGCACCCUGCUGACAACCUCGUCUCUUUCCUCAACAACGCCAAGGGUGCAACCGUUGCCGAUGCGGUGAAUAAGCUAGGGUUAUGGGGGCUAUGUACUCGGGGGCUCCCUCUCCGUAUUAUCAUGAUCGGUACUCUCACGGGAGCACAAUGGGGCAUCUACGACUCAUGCAAAGUCUUCUUUGGGCUGCCUACUACUGGUGGUGGGAAUCCUGCUCCUGCACAGAAGUGAACUAGUAUGAAAUAGUAAAUGUAUUAUUGUCUUCAGGAUGCAAUUUACACAAAGAAUUUGUAGCCAUUUGGUUCUCAUUCAAUUGUGUGUUGAAAUUAAUCUUAGAUGAUUUCUUCUUUUUUCUUAUGUAGUAAUGGUUGAGUGAAAUUUGAUCAAAAUAAGUUAUAUAGAAAUAAGAGUAUCAAACUUGUUACGUCAUUGCGAUUGAUUUGAUUGGAUUAAAGUUGAUUUUAUUCUAAGCUAUAAGCGGUAGAGUUAUGCUCUGCCCCCUGCCUCCCACUGUUUUCAAA
This is a messenger RNA of Sesamum indicum (sesame), 1527 nucleotides long. RefSeq names its product mitochondrial phosphate carrier protein 3, mitochondrial. The record is from RefSeq and is a predicted model, not a curated record. Gene Ontology annotation, cellular component: mitochondrial inner membrane. Gene Ontology annotation, biological process: mitochondrial phosphate ion transmembrane transport. Gene Ontology annotation, molecular function: phosphate transmembrane transporter activity. NCBI's taxonomy places the organism in Eukaryota, Viridiplantae, Streptophyta, Magnoliopsida, Lamiales, Pedaliaceae.